Molecule: messenger RNA, 971 nt
Organism: Achroia grisella
Lineage: Eukaryota; Metazoa; Arthropoda; Insecta; Lepidoptera; Pyralidae
Exons: 1
Coding region: 401-865 (154 amino acids)
Source: RefSeq, a predicted model, not a curated record
AAGGUCACAAGGAUAACACACUGUAAUGAAGGAGUUUUAUUAAAAACUCUUAUUUUGGACUAGAUUUGGGUAAAGUUAGGUACUCAUAUAGCAACACUAGAUAUGUGUACGACUAGUGAUUACGCUAUUUUGUAACUUUAAUUUCGUAAUUACGUUAGCUCUCAUCGUCCUUCGGUCUUUGACGAAAUAUGUUUCGACUCUUAGUAAUUGUGGAAACUAAACCACGGUCUCAGUUUUCCUAAUAUUAUGAACGUAUUUAUGAAAUUUUAUCAUCUAUGUCCUACUUCAAUCUGGGAAUUGUCAAAAGUAGUGACGGAUAUUGUGGACAAGUUUUUAUCUAAAUUAGAAUACAUAUAUCCUAAUUUUAGUGCACAUACUGAAUAGUAAAUAAACAGGCAAUAUGUUGGAACAGCUGGUAAGUGAUUAUGCUUCUUAUUUGAAGUUAGAUGUGUCCAGUGGAUUUCAAACAGUACAAGAUGUUAUUGAUAACAUGCUAACAAGACUCGAAGAAUUAACCAGCGUUUUAAACAUGGUGAAGUUGAAAAACAGUGACUGCAGAAAAGCUGUUUCCGAUGAUAUACACAAAUAUCGCAGUGAGGUGUACACACUUUCAAAAAAAAUCCUUGCAUUAAAUGAGAUUAUAAUAAAAUUACAGAACAAUGUAGACCUAAUUGAAAAACGAGUUGAAAAAGCCGAAGUUGAUUUUGGUAUCUAUACCGAUAACAAGAUACUAAGUUUAUUGAAACCAUUUUUGAAGAAAAGUAAAGAUACAAUAUCACACUCGGAUGUAACAAAAACAGCACCACCUAAACUACAAUUACAUAGUGUAAUGGACAAUUUUGACUCCAAUUCUUCAUGUUCAUGAUAUCGAUUUGUAUAUAUAUUAAUAAAUAACAAUUAAAAUAUGCUAUAAUUUGUAACAUAAAUAAAUUGUAAAAAUCGAAUUAAAAAACUUUAUUAUAUCUUUUGUU